Bactrocera oleae (olive fruit fly) is the source of this 752-nucleotide messenger RNA. The record is from RefSeq and is a predicted model, not a curated record. NCBI's taxonomy places the organism in Eukaryota, Metazoa, Arthropoda, Insecta, Diptera, Tephritidae.
AAAUAAUGUUGUCGUUGUGCUGCCAAAGGUUGAGUAUAAAUAAUUUUCGCAUAGUAACCAUUAAGCAUUAGUGUGAACUGUGAAGUCAUAAACGCACGCACCGCAGCAGCUCACAAGAAAAAUCCGACACUAUUUUAGUUCAGACCCAUUUGCCGAAAAUAGUGUAAUAUCAUGAAAGCUCUAUUUGUUAUGGUGCUUUUGAUUGCAGCUGCUUCCUCUCUGCCACAAUUUGGUGGCUUCGGUGGCGGUGGAUUUGGUGGUGGAUUCGGCCGUCCUGGAUUUAGUGGCGGAGUUGGUCGUCCUGGCUUUGGUGGUGGUCCAGGCUUUGGUGGUCCUGGUUUCAGUGGCGCUCCCGGCUUUGGUGGAGGUCCUGGCUUUGGUGGAGGUCCAGGCUUUGGUAUUGGUCCAGGCUUUGGUGGCGGUCCAGGCUUUGGCGGUGGUCCCGGAUAUGGAGGUGGUUUCGGAGGUCCUGGUGGUUUUCGACGAGGUGGUGGUGGCGGCGGUGGCUCUGCUUCAUCAUCAGCAUCCGCAAGUUCUAGUUCGUCUGGUGGUGGUGGUAGGGGCGGUGCUUCGUCUUCAGCUUCAGCAUCUUCGUCUUCAUCGUCCUUCGGCUAAGCUUUUUUAGCACUUAGUAUAGUACAACUUUAAUAGAUUAAAUAAAUACGAAUUAAGUGAGGGCGGGAUGAACCUUUUUUAAUAUGAACUUUUGUAUUGAGAAACUUUUUUAUUGAAAUAUAUAGUGAAUUAAUUCA